GGUCCUAUUCUUCUCCCUUGGAUCACCUAAAAUGGUUAAGAAUUUUCUAGUGGGAUUAAGGUUGUGAUCUCUGGGGAGGGGUGGGACAUCUGCUCUCAGUUAUUUUUGUGUUAGCUGCUUCCCCUUAAAUGUAUGUUCACAAAUGAGCCACAGCCUUAUCAGCUGGGGUUGAGGGAAGACGGGUCUAGGUGCUGCUCCUGAAAUUGGUCUCUGAGCCAUGGCUUCCCAUAGACACUCAGGUCCCUCCAGCUAUAAGGUGGGCACCAUGGCGGAGAAGUUUGACUGCCACUACUGCAGGGACCCCUUGCAGGGGAAGAAGUAUGUGCAAAAGGAUGGCCACCACUGCUGCCUGAAGUGCUUUGACAAGUUCUGUGCCAACACCUGCGUGGAAUGCCGCAAGCCCAUCGGUGCGGACUCCAAGGAGGUGCACUAUAAGAACCGCUUCUGGCACGACACCUGCUUCCGCUGUGCCAAGUGCCUUCACCCCUUGGCCAAUGAGACCUUUGUGGCCAAGGACAACAAGAUCCUGUGCAACAAGUGCACCACCCGGGAGGACUCCCCCAGGUGCAAGGGGUGCUUCAAGGCCAUUGUGGCAGGAGAUCAAAACGUGGAGUACAAGGGGACCGUCUGGCACAAAGACUGCUUCACCUGCAGUAACUGCAAGCAAGUCAUCGGGACUGGAAGCUUCUUCCCUAAAGGGGAGGACUUCUACUGCGUGACUUGCCAUGAGACCAAGUUUGCCAAGCAUUGCGUGAAGUGCAACAAGGCCAUCACAUCUGGAGGAAUCACUUACCAGGAUCAGCCCUGGCAUGCCGAUUGCUUUGUGUGUGUUACCUGCUCUAAGAAGCUGGCUGGGCAGCGUUUCACCGCUGUGGAGGACCAGUAUUACUGCGUGGAUUGCUACAAGAACUUUGUGGCCAAGAAGUGUGCUGGAUGCAAGAACCCCAUCACUGGGUUUGGUAAAGGCUCCAGUGUGGUGGCCUAUGAAGGACAAUCCUGGCACGACUACUGCUUCCACUGCAAAAAAUGCUCCGUGAAUCUGGCCAACAAGCGCUUUGUUUUCCACGAGGAGCAAGUGUAUUGUCCCGACUGUGCCAAAAAGCUGUAAAUUGACAGGGGCUCCUGUCCUGUAAAAUGGCAUUUGAAUCUUGUUCUUUGUGUCCUUACUUUCUGCCCUCUACCAUCAAUAGGGGAAGAGUGGUCUUUCCCCUCUUUAAAGUUCUCCUUCUGUUUUUUCUCCCAUUUUACAGUAUUACUCAAACAAGGGCACACCAUGAUCAUAUUAGCAUUUAGCAAAAAGCAACCCUGCAGCAAAGUGAAUUUCUGUCCAGCUGCAAUUAAAAAAAAAAAACAAAAAACAAAAAAAACAAACAAAAAAAAACUUAGGUAGAUUGACUCUUCUGCAUGUUUCUCAUAGAGCAGAAAAGUGCUAAUCAUUUAGCCACUUAGUGAUAUAAGCAAGAAGCAUAUGAGAUAAAGCGCCCACUGAGCUGCCUCUCACGCCUCAGCUGGGACCCACCGUGUAGACACGUGACAUGCCAGAGUCGGAGCGGCUGCUCCGACUCACUGCUCACCCUAUUCUGUGAGCAGGAAAAGAACUUACUGACAUGCAUGGUUUAACUUCCUCAUCAGAACUCUGCCCUUCCUUCUGUUCUUUUGUGCUUUCAAAUGACUAACAUGAAUUUCCAGAAAAUUAACAUUUGAACUUAGCUGUAAUUCUAAACUGACCUAUCCCCGUACUAACGUUUGGUUUCCCCGUGUGGCAUGGUUCUGAGCGUUCCUACUUUAAAGCAUGGAACAUGCAGGUGAUGUGGGAAGUGUAGGCAGACCUGAGAAAACGAGCCUGUUUCAGAGCAACAUCGUCACCACAGAUACUCUGGAAGCUUAACAAAACUAACCCUGCUGUCCUUUUUAUUGCUUUUAAUUAAUUUUUUUUGUUUUUAAUUGAUAGUAAAAUAGUUUAUGGGUUUGGAAACUUUGCAUGAAAAUAUUUUAGCCCCCCUCAGAUGUUCCUGCAGUGUUGAAAUUCAUCCUACAGAAGUAACCGCCAAACUCUAGAGAGGGAGUUGAGCAGGCGCCAGGGCUGUCAUCAACAUGGAUAUGACAUUUCUCAAAAGUGAUGAGUUGAAUCCCUUGUAACGUAGUAGUUGUCUGCUCUGUGUUCCUGUGUUAAUGAGGACUGUAAAGUCCCUUCUCUUGUGAUUCCUAGGACUUAUCCUCAAGAGGAAAUCUGAAUUUCUAUCUACCACUUUACCUGAAAUGCAGGAUCCCCUACUUAACUGUAUUCUACAUUAUUAUAUGACAUAGUAUAAUGAGACUAUCAAAAGUAAACAUGUAAUGACAAUACAUACUAACAUUCUUGUAGGAGUGGUUAGAGAAGCGAUGCCUCAUUUCUACAUUCUGUCAUUAGCUAUUAUCCUCUAACGUUUCAGUGUAUCCUUACAGAAAUAAAGCAGCAUAUGAAUAA
Molecule: messenger RNA, 2467 nt
Organism: Saimiri boliviensis boliviensis (Bolivian squirrel monkey)
Lineage: Eukaryota; Metazoa; Chordata; Mammalia; Primates; Cebidae
Gene: FHL1
Product: four and a half LIM domains 1
Biological process (GO): muscle organ development
Molecular function (GO): transmembrane transporter binding
Source: RefSeq, a predicted model, not a curated record